AUGGCACAAAUGGUAACCACCUGGACUCAAACAGCGCCAGGAGUGUACGAGGCCAAUUUGGAUGGCGCUGAAACAGUAUAUCGCAAGACGGCAACUGUGUUUGCUCCUCUGAGCCGCGAACACUGGCGUCUGCACACUAUCUGUCGCUUCAACUUUGGGCCGGACUACAUAGGGCCGACCGACAAGGAGACAGCUCUGCGUCAAGCAUGGAAAGCCCUGCGCUAUGAGUUCCCCGGCAUGGCGGUUGCUCCCGACGGCUUCAAGAAGAUUUACAAGACCCCCGAUGCUCAGACAACACAGCAAUGGCUGGACCAGACGUUCUUUGUGGAAACGCAGAGAACAGCUGACGAGAUCAUCUCCGAGGCUGUGCCCCUGCAGGAAGUUCCUAGCUUGUACUAUCUACCAGCCACUUCAGAGAUUAUCUUCUUCAUCUCGCACUGGCGCAUCGAUGCAAUGGGAUCAUGGAUGGUCACGGACCGUUUCUUCCACCACCUCGCACACCCGGCGGCAGACGAGUUGCCCGCUGUUCCACCCUCCGACGAGAUAGACAGAAUCUCUCCUAGUCUAGAGGAUGCAGCGGGUUCGCCCAAAGUCUCAACCCCCGAGAUGGACAAAGUGGCUGCUGAGCAUAUUGCCGCACACCACCGUAAUGCCAUUCAGAUGGGCGGCAUGCCCUACAAAGGAGAUGGCACCACGCUGCCUGGAAGUCCCCAACGAGAGGCACUAGUUUUCACUACUGAAAGUACCCAGCGCGCCAUUGCUGCCUGCAAAGCCCGCGGCAUCACCAUCACCGCUGCCAUUCACGCAGCGCUGGCCGAGACGGUCUUUGCUAUGGGAUUGCCAGAGUCGCGCGAAAACGAUUACGUGACGGUGAUGCCAGUGAACCUGCGAAACUAUCUGAAGGCUCCUUAUAGCGGAGACGGCCAUGCCCUGCAGACCUACGCCGGCAGUAUUACUCCACGAGUGGCGCGUCACGCUACAUUCGCCGAACGCACUGCGUAUCUGAUGGAAUACUACAAAACGAGGUACGACGCCAAGUUAAUCGAAUGUCUAAGGCCCAUUUAUAAAUACCACGCCGACGCCCUGUUCAAACCGCGGCCGGCCUCGACCACGGCCGCCAAUGGAGAGGCGCCCUCAGCUCCUCCUCCGCGGCCCCCGAGCGGCAUCUCGAUCAACAGUCUCGGCGUGGUUGAAAAGUACUUUGCUGGGAAGUACGGGGAUGCGGUGGACGUCGACACAUUUACUUUUGGGGUCAGCAUGAUUACGCGGCAGACCAUGUUGUAUGUGUGGACGUGGAAGGGCCGAUUGACGCUGUCUAGCGAGUAUAACAGCGCUUACCAUGAGCCGGAGGAGGUGCGGGAGGUGAUGUUGUCGAUUAAGAGGGUGCUUGAGAAGGAGCUGGAGAUUUGUCUGGAUGAGGUGGAGAACUAA
Molecule: messenger RNA, 1431 nt
Organism: Talaromyces atroroseus
Lineage: Eukaryota; Fungi; Ascomycota; Eurotiomycetes; Eurotiales; Trichocomaceae
Exons: 1
Coding region: 1-1431 (476 amino acids)
Source: RefSeq, a predicted model, not a curated record